Molecule: messenger RNA, 900 nt
Organism: Aureobasidium namibiae CBS 147.97
Lineage: Eukaryota; Fungi; Ascomycota; Dothideomycetes; Dothideales; Saccotheciaceae
Exons: 1
Coding region: 1-900 (299 amino acids)
Biological process (GO): cell-cell adhesion
Cellular component (GO): protein complex involved in cell adhesion; phagocytic vesicle; cell surface
Molecular function (GO): N-acetylgalactosamine binding; polysaccharide binding; oligosaccharide binding
Source: RefSeq, a predicted model, not a curated record
AUGGUACACCUUGACACCCCUGCGCCGGAUACUGGCAUCUUCACCACGGAAGAAGUGCGACCACGAUCGAAGCCUUGCAAGUCCACGUCACGGAUCGUUUCUCUACCACGCAACCACUACAAGGAACCGCCAAACCUCGCAGCAGGAUUCAGAUCACUCGACCUUUCCUGUGAAGCACCAGUCAGAGCGAACCUGGUCGCCGACAAGAUAACCACAGACUCGUUCCGUAUAACGCUGGAAACCUGGGGCGAGAGAUCGCUACUCUACUCGGCGAGCGCGACGUGGAUCGAGCACAAGGCCUACGCCAAAGACUGCCUGUUUGGCCAGUUCGACACACACGAUUUACCCGCAAACGGUGCAGCGAGCAAGAGGGGGGCACAACAAGAGAACUCGCGGGAAUUCACCUUUCCUCAAGCAUUCAAGGACGAUGUCGACAUCAUCUGUUGGCUCAAUCGACUGGACAUGGCCAGCGGCGAUCGGAACUACCGUAUAAGAGCCUACGCGACUAACGUCACCCGCAAAGGCUUCACGGCUCACAUCGAUACGUGGGGGGACAGUCUUCUGUAUGGAGGUGCGAUGUGCUGGAUUGCCUUUCCAAAGCGCAAGCGCUACGUGCAAGCAGGCAGCUUCAACACAGGCGACGUCCGAAGUUGGAGCAAUCCGAUCCCAGAAACAAAGUCGGAGGUGAAGUUUCAGGAGGGUGUGUUCAAGUCGCAUCGGCCUGCUCCUACGGUCUUGUGUGCCUUGAACUAUAUCGAUAUGGCAGGCAAUGCAGACUUGAGAGUCGCUGUUGACGUCCAUGAUGUCGGUACACAAGGGUUUCGUUGGUCGUUGAAGACGUUUGAGGAUAGUACAUUGUACGCUGCUGGUGCGAGCUGGAUAGCUCUUGGUUUCGCAUGA